This is a messenger RNA of Armigeres subalbatus, 1866 nucleotides long. Its product is annotated as LIM/homeobox protein Awh-like. Gene Ontology annotation, cellular component: nucleus. Gene Ontology annotation, biological process: neuron differentiation; regulation of transcription by RNA polymerase II. The record is from RefSeq and is a predicted model, not a curated record. Gene Ontology annotation, molecular function: RNA polymerase II transcription regulatory region sequence-specific DNA binding; DNA-binding transcription factor activity, RNA polymerase II-specific. Bases 665 to 1549 code for a protein of 294 amino acids. Lineage: Eukaryota; Metazoa; Arthropoda; Insecta; Diptera; Culicidae. The transcript has 6 exons.
GCAAAAAAAAAUCGUAGAAACCUCUAUCUAAGGCAAGCUCAUCUUCACUCGCUCUACUACUUUCAGUAUGUUCUCUUAUCAUCUGCCUGAAAAGAAUAACCCCCGCAAUCGAGAGGUCUCAUGUUUGUGCCGCCAGGUUCACAACAGAUCGAUAAAAGCGGCUGGAGCAAAUGAGAGAAAUCUUUCAAUCCAAUGCAUUUGCCAGGCAGCAGUUUCGAACGAAUAACGGUCGCGAUUGGACGUGUUGGUAUUUCUAACGCCGUAAAGCUCAAGCUCUUAAGCUGUGUUUAUCGCGUGUUUAUCGAUUGUGCACUACUUUAUCGGCUGAAGCAAUCAUAAAAACAACAAAAAUGGUACAGUGAAAACAACAGUGAUUUGUGAUACAGUUUUGAAACCUUCUAAACAAAUACACCAUAAAUAUGUUCUAUGUUUAAUGUGGUUUAAUAUUGAAAGGAAAACAUAUGAAAAACAAAUUAAACAAUGACAACGAGAAGACAACGAGUAUUAUUGAUUAAACUGUAAUUUGGUCGAAUCAAAUUCUUUCUGCUCCAUUGCUUGAUCCUAACAAUGGAUUGAAAAUAAAGGGAAUCGAAAUGUGACUGCUUUACUGAUAAUAGAUAAUUAAUGGAACCGCAUCGAUGUAAAACUGGCAGAGAGGAAGAAUAUGAAGAAAGAACUUCGCUCCUGCACAGCAUGCGGUGAGCCCAUUUCAGACAAGUACCUGCUAGACGUGGGCGGAUGCUCGUGGCAUUCAGCCUGUCUCCGUUGCUGCAUUUGCCACACUCCGCUGGAUCAUCAGCCGUCCUGUUUUCUUAAGGAUCAGCAGAUCUACUGCAAAAGCGACUACAUAAAAACCUUUGGUGCUAAAUGUGCUCGCUGUAGUCGAAGCAUUGCCGCUUCGGAUUGGGUACGUCGCGCUCGAGAACUAACGUUCCAUCUUGCCUGCUUUGCCUGUGAUAGCUGUGGACGGCAGUUGUCCACCGGGGAACAGUUCGCCCUGGCAGACGAUAAGGUCCUCUGCAAGACUCACUACUCGGAGAUGUUUGACUGCGGCACUUCCAGUGAUGAUGGCUGCGAAACGGAUGAGUUCCAGAAAAACAGCAAAUCGAAAAGGGUGCGAACAACAUUCACCGAAGAACAGCUGCAGAUUCUGCAGGCAAACUUCAACAUCGACAGCAAUCCCGACGGGCAGGAUCUCGAACGGAUAGCUUCAGUGACCGGCCUGAGUAAGCGGGUCACACAAGUUUGGUUUCAAAACUCCCGUGCGCGUCAGAAAAAGCACGUUCAAGUUCCUAGAGAUGGCGACCUGAAUCCAUUCGCCAGGCACAUUAAUCUCCAGCUGUCGUACACAUUCCAACAAUCGACCGUAAUGCACAAUCCGAUACACAUGGGCGCUAUGGCUAACGUUGGCCAUUCCGGUAGUAUUAACUGCAACAGCGGCAGCAUCAAUAACAACAUUACGGUAGCAGCUUUUAGUAAUAACAACAAGGCAAAUAGUUCGUCAAAGUCAUCCCCAUACAGCAGACAUGGUAGAAUCGUCGUUGGAUGAGUUAUCAGAGGACUCCGCCAUCCACUGCAUGCAGAACGAAAUGUGAACCGGAUGGACAAAUGUUUUAAAGUAUUAUUUAUUUUUAAUAGCAAAGAUAUUUAGGAAAUGAAAAAAAGUCAUGAAACUGCAUAAUUAGUUAAGUAAUUAUUUAUCUUAUUCAUUUAAGAAUUAAUGGAUCAGUAAUUUGUUGUAUUAGUUGUGUAAUGUGCAGUUUUCUAUGUUUUCAUUAAUAGAAAUGAUCCUUGGGCAGAAGCGAUUUUAAAACAUUUGCAAAUCAAAUUUGCAUCAUGUAUAAGUCAUUGAAUAAGCUAAUAAAA